Messenger RNA from Oryza sativa Japonica Group (Japanese rice), 1422 nucleotides. Its product is annotated as protein LURP-one-related 5. The record is from RefSeq and is a predicted model, not a curated record. Lineage: Eukaryota; Viridiplantae; Streptophyta; Magnoliopsida; Poales; Poaceae.
GUGCUACCAAACAACUCGGUCACACUCAAAACAUUUAAAGCACUGACGAUGAAAUCAAAAACAGUAGCAUCACAAACCUCAGACUCACACAUUUAAAGUGGUGAGUACUAGAAAUCAAAAGAGUACCAUCACAAAAUCUUACUGUAUAUAUCCACACAAAAGAAAUGCUAAUUUGACCAAAACAAAAAAUAUCUAACUGUAUCCAUGCAAAAAAAAAAAGGACAAGAAAAAAAAUCUUACUAGAGGGUGGGCACACAAGGCAAGAAAUCAAAGGCUAUAUAAAUAACAAGACAACCACUUGAAAGCUAAGCAAAAGCUAAGCAAUUAUUAACAGCUGCGCCGUCGCGCGCGCGCGCCCACGUCGCCGCCGGCGAGCUCAGCGACGUCCCCGGCCGCAACGUACGCCGUCCAUGGCGUUGCUGGACCAGGCGGUGGCGGUGGCGGCGGCGCCGAGAGCCAACAAGAGGGCGAAGGUGGCGGCGGAGGAGGAGGAGUACGACGAGCCAUGCCGGUCGCCGCCGGCGCCGGCGGCGAAGAAGAAGGUGGCGAGGCUGACGGUGUGGUGCAAGUCGCUGGUGUUCCACGGCGAGGGGUACGCGGUGUUCGACGACGCGGACGGGCGGAUGGUGUUCCGCGUGGACAGCUACGGCGCCGGCCGCCGCCUCGUGGCGCUCAUGGACCACGCCGGCCGCGUCCUCCUCACCGUCGUCCGCCGCCACCGCCGCCAUUGCAGGGUGCUGCUGAUGAGCUUGAGGCCGGAUACAUGGGAGGUGUACAAGGGCGACGUCGGCGACGGCGAUGGCGCCGCCACGUGCUCCCAGGAUGAGCCGCCACGUCUCGUGAUGAGGGCGACCAAGGACCUGGGCAACCCGAGCUGCACCGUGUCCAUGCUCGCCGCCGGCGCCGGCGCCGGCAACGGCGACGAGGCGGCGUGCGGCCAUGGCGUCUACCGCAUGAGCUGGUCGUGCCGGGAGGAGUGGUCCAGGGUUCACUGCUCUAGCGGCUGCAUCAACUCCCUCGUCGCCGAGGUGAGAAGGAAGAGAGGCGGGCCGAGGAAGACGACGCUGCUGGGGAAGGACGUGUUGUCACUGACGGUGCAGCCAGGGAUGGACCAGGCCGUCGCCAUGGCCAUGCUCAUGAUCUCCAACUCCUACCGCUGACUGAUCGACUAACUGGUUAGAUGGAUUAUAUUGACCGUCCAAAUUGAAGUGAUCGAGAACUUGCAGGAUGUGUUGUUGCAUUUGCGAUCGAGAUGGAUAAUGUGUGAGAUGUAAAUAUACACGAACACGUCACUGAAGAAGAUUGUACUGUAAUUUGGAAAUUCCAUAUCACACCCGUUGCCGGUCAUUUCGAUCGGUGCGAGCAUGGAUGCUUAAGGCUGAGUCCAGCACUACCCUUACCCAACUUCGCUUUUUGGUUUUC